This is a messenger RNA of Gongylonema pulchrum, 774 nucleotides long. The record is from the annotation of a GenBank genome assembly. NCBI's taxonomy places the organism in Eukaryota, Metazoa, Nematoda, Chromadorea, Rhabditida, Gongylonematidae.
GAACAUGCAAAACCAACGGAUGAGCAGAACCUGGUGGACGAAGAAGAAGAUGAAGAAGAAGGCGAUGAUAAAACUGAAGACAUUUCAGGAAUGGAGAAACUGAAGUCCGCACUGAAAUUCUUUUUAGAGAGUUCAUCUAAACGGUCUUCACAAAAUUCGCAAUUGGCUCAGGCUGUUGGUCCAGCACAAACAGGAAGCCACUCUCAGCAGGCCUGUGUUGAUCCAGUUCAGGCGCACAGUCAUUCUGGCGAAACAGUUGCUAGCAUUCCUCGAAUAGUGUUGGACCCAGAGACAAAGGUCAUUGGUACUUCUCAAAUGAUGAAUCAAUCUAUGGAAGCGAGGGUUGGCGCCAUUCCGCUAAUAAACCCAAACGUAGGAAUGGAGUACAAAGUGGUGGAGGAGGGACCAAAGACUGCGAGGCCAGUUUUACGUUCCACUCAAUUAUCAAGUAGGAUAUUUGUUCCAGAGGCUCUGCCACAAAACUCUUCACAGAAGUGGGAGGCGCCACCGUCAGAGAGCGGCACAUUGUCACAUGCAGAGCCACUAAAAUGGUCGUCAAAGCCUUACUUGAAAACGCAAAGCAUACAACCCAUUAGUUCAACGGAAACGACUCAGGAGGAGGAAACAAGAACGCCACCGUACAAGCGCAAAGGCGGCAGCAGCACCUCACAAGGCUCGCUAUGGUACGUCGAAGAAGAAAGGAAAUUCGUUUUCCAAGGCCAGUUCCCGAACACUCAUUUGCAAGAAGUUGUAGAAUACGGUCAUGCAGCUUAG